This is a messenger RNA of Clonostachys solani, 189 nucleotides long. NCBI's taxonomy places the organism in Eukaryota, Fungi, Ascomycota, Sordariomycetes, Hypocreales, Bionectriaceae. The record is from the annotation of a GenBank genome assembly.
AUGGCCGGAUUCCCUUCCGGUAUUGAUCAGUCUCAGCUGACCUACUGCCAAAGACAAAUCAAGACCAGAGGGAUACAGAAGGACCCGCGCGAGGUAUGCAGCAGUCUCAGCCAACCAAGGCCGACCACCGGGUACAGGGAUUGUCUGAGGUCUGAGGACGGCUCUGGUGCGCCAGUCAGCAGAACCUGA